AUGCCACUCUCUCCCAAGGUAUACACUUGGCUAUGCGGGUUCUUCGCUGCGUUAGGAUCGGUGACGUUUGGGUACGACUUAGGUAUCAUCGCAACUGUCGAGUCAAGCUCCAACUUCUUGGAAAUAACCGGUAACCCAUCGGAGACGCAGCAGGGGUUGAUUACCGGAUGUCUUCUCUUGGGCGCAUUUGCAUCUAAUAUCUACGUAGGAUCGCUCGCCGAUCAUUUUGGUCGGCGAAUGACGAUCUUAUUCGGAUGUGUUGUGUUCCUUAUCGGCGGAGCUAUCCAGACGUCUGCGCAGAACAUAGGCUACAUGUAUGGAGGUCGUUUUCUGGCUGGCAUGGGGAUCGGGAUGUUGGCCAUGCUAGCACCGCUCUAUCAAGCAGAGAUUGCACAUCCCAGUAUCAGAGGUCGUCUUACAACGCUGCAGCAAUUUAUGCUCGGCAUUGGUGCGCUGAUUGCGUCAUUCAUUGGCUAUGGUUGCUACCACGGUCUGACCGGACAGGCGCAGUGGAGAGUGCCUCUAGGUAUUCAGCUCCUUCCCGCCGUUCCUCUCGCGUUCUUCAUCCUAUUGCUUCCCGAGAGUCCUCGAUACCUGGCAAUGAAGGGUCGCGAGUACGAAGCACUGCUCGUUCUUGGUCGCUUGCAUGCUCACGGAGAUAUUACCGAUCCUUUCGUCGUUAAUGAGCAUCGUGAGAUUCUUGAGCAGGUGCGCCUGGAACGCGAGGAGACUCGUAAUGCUUGGUCGCAGCUAUUUUUCAUCAAGAGUAACCUGCGUCGCCUGAUUCUCGGCGUUGCAAUCCAAUUCAGCAUUCAGAUGACAGGCGUCAGCGUGAUCCAGUACUAUGCGCCGAAGAUUUUCGCUAGCAUUGGUAUCGACACAUCGACCACGCUUGGCCUACAGUCUGGGAGCUCUGUCAUUGCGCUUAUUGGGGAGGCGCUGUGCAUCUGGUAUAUCGAUCGUUUCGGUCGUAGAAACGUCUUCGUCUGGGGAAAUGCUAUCUCCGGGCUGACGUUUGUCGUUGGCACCAUCAUCAUAGCCCUCUUCCCUGCGGGAUCCAAUAAUGCGAAUGCGAGCAGAGCAUUUGUGGCGAUGACUUGGCUGUUUAAUCUGGUUUUCUCUGCUUGCUGUGGACCGCUUUCGUGGGCUAUCCCUGUCGAGAUGUUCAAUAGCGCAACCCGUGCAAAAGCAACUGCAAUUACCUCCUCUGCGGCAUGGAUAUCAAAUUUCAUGAUCGCACAAGUCAGCCCUCCCGCCUUCGAGACUGUUGGCUGGCGCUUCUAUCUUACCUUUGCCAUUUGUGGAUUUACUAAUGCGUUAUUCUUCUGGGCAUUCCUGCCUGAAACGAAGGGUAUCCCUCUUGAGGAACUGGAUAGCUACUUUGAACAGGUACCGAUAUUCGUUCCCGGGUCGAAAAUACAAAUCGUGGACGCUAGCGCACGCGAGGAAGAUUUGCGUCAAGGUAAGCCGCAGCUAGGCGGAGACUUCACAGAUAAGAUGGAUUCGGAAAAGGAAGAGAUCGAACAAGUACCCUGA
Molecule: messenger RNA, 1536 nt
Organism: Fibroporia radiculosa
Lineage: Eukaryota; Fungi; Basidiomycota; Agaricomycetes; Polyporales; Fibroporiaceae
Exons: 14
Coding region: 1-1536 (511 amino acids)
Biological process (GO): transmembrane transport; carbohydrate transport
Cellular component (GO): membrane
Molecular function (GO): carbohydrate:proton symporter activity
Source: RefSeq, a predicted model, not a curated record